This is a messenger RNA of Jatropha curcas, 3293 nucleotides long. Its product is annotated as chromosome-partitioning protein, putative (DUF639). The record is from RefSeq and is a predicted model, not a curated record. Lineage: Eukaryota; Viridiplantae; Streptophyta; Magnoliopsida; Malpighiales; Euphorbiaceae.
UCAUCAACCCGAAUGAAAAACAUGGCGAAACUCGUUGCUGCUUUCUCUUCUUUCGCUUGUCGCUACUCUAAUGGUGGUAUUCUAUUCUUUCUUGCUUCUUCGACCUUCUCUUGUAGUUAUGAGCCCAAAGCUUGAAUAUUGAGUAUCCCCAAAGAGAGAAUAUUAGAAAGAAAGAUGCUUUCGAAAUUCCCAGUUAUCCAGUUGAAAGAAUCUGUACCAGCAACACCCACUCCUUUGAUUUUGUUUCAAAAGGACUUUUGCAAGUUUGGUUGCUCUCCAUUCAAUUCUUCUGACCGCAGGUUGAGGUUUAAGGUUGUAAGUCAGUCGCUUGGGAAUAGAUGGAAGCUUAGAGACAUUGAUGCUAAGGCAGUCCAAGAAAGAGUCAAUUCAUGGCUAUCAAAGACCCAAAAUCUUUUGAAUGAGGUAACUUUGCCACUGGUAAAAUCUGGUCCGAGUGGAAAGCCUGAUCCUGGAACUGUAUUUGAUUCUCUGGUGCUGGAGGAAAUAUUUAUGGCAGAACAGACUAUUCAUAGUAGCACACCAAAUGGAGUUCUCUCAUUGGCUGCUAUAGUAUCCAUUGAGCAAUUUAGCAGGAUGAAUGGAUUGACUGGCUAUAAAAUGCAGAAGAUAUUUAAAGCACUCGUCUCCGAAUCUGUUUAUAAUGAUGCCCGUAAUUUGGUGGAGUAUUGCUGCUUUAGGUUCUUGUCAAGGGAUAAUGCUGCUAUUCAUCCCUGUCUUAAGGAACUGGCAUUCCAGCAACUAAUUUUCAUAACAAUGCUUGCAUGGGAUAAUCCUUACCACAAAGGAGAUGGAUCUGAAAAAGCUUCUCUUCAGGGGAAGCUUGUUGGAGAAGAGGCUUUUGUACGCAUUGCCCCUGCUAUUUCAGGUGUGGCUGAUCACUCCACAGCACAUAACCUUUUCAAGGCUCUUGUUGGGGAUGAAAAAGGCCUUUCUUUGGCCUUGUGGUUAACUUAUGUCGAAGAACUUCUCAAGGUGCAUGAAGGACGGAAAUUAUACCAGAAUCGUGAGUUUCCCAUGCUUUCAGAGGAGAGAAUAUUAUGCAUCGGUUCUAGCCGGAAGCGUCCUGUUCUAAAAUGGGAGAAUAACAUGGCAUGGCCAGGAAAAGUUACAUUAACUGAUAAAGCACUAUAUUUUGAGGCUGUUGGCUUGAGCAAGCAGAAAGAUCCAAUAAGGUUUGACCUUACUAGAAGUGAGAUACAGGUGGAGAAAACAAAAGUUGGACCUAUGGGCUAUGUGCUUUUUGAUUCUGCAGUAUCCAUUUCAUCUGGUCCUGAAUCAGAGACAUGGGUGCUAGAAUUUGUUGACUUGGGAGGUGACUUGAGAAGAGAUGUUUGGCAUGCAUUUAUAAAUGAAGUUAUUUCUUUGCACAAGUUCAUCUGUGAGUUUGGGCCUGAAGAACAUGAUCAGUCAAUAUUUCAAGUGUAUGGUGCUCAGAAUGGGAAGGAAAGGGCAAUAACCAGUGCCAUUAAUAGCAUUUCUAGACUUCAGGCCCUUCAAUUUAUGCGAAAGUUGCUGGAUGAUCCCAUCAAACUUGUUCAGUUCUCUUUUUUGCGGAAGGCACCUUAUGGAGACAUUGUUUACCAAACUCUAGCUGUAAAUUACUGGGGUGGACCUUUAGUUAAAAAAUCUACUGUGGCAGAAUACGCACCAGCACAAGGAGCAAGGUCUUCUGAUGGGUUAAUAGAAAUUAGUAAUAAUGUAUUUGACAUAGAUGGAAGUGUUUACUUACAGAAGUGGAUGAAGUCUCCCUCUUGGACUUCCGCUGCUUCCAUUAACUUCUGGAAGAGCUCUUCAAUUAAGCAAGGGGUUGUAUUAAGUAAAGAUCUUGUUGUGGCUGAUGCAACUCUUGCGGAGAGGGCAGCAAUAACAUGCAAAGAAAAAUACCAGGUGGUUGAGAAAACUCAAGCAACAAUUGAUGCUGCAAUGUUACAAGGGAUACCAAGUAACAUCGAUCUUUUCAAGGAACUGAUAUUUCCUCUGACUAUGGCUGCCAAGAAUUUUGAAAAACUGAGACGGUGGGAAGAGCCACAUUUGACCAUAUUUUUUCUUGCAUUUGGAUAUUCAGUUAUUUUCAGAAAUUUGCUGCCAUAUGUAUUUCCAAUGAUGUUGAUGGUCUUGGCGACUGGGAUGCUAACACUAAAGGGGCUUAAGGAGCAAGGUCGCUUGGGAAGAUCUUUUGGAAAAGUUACCAUCCGUGAUCAACCACCUUCGAAUACCAUCCAAAAGAUUAUAGCUGUAAAAGAUGCCAUGCGUGAUGUGGAAAAUUAUCUCCAGAAUCUGAAUGUCACACUUCUAAAAUUGCGCACAGUUAUUCUUUCAGGUCAUCCUCAGAUAACGAGUGAGGUUGCUCUGGUGUUGUUGGCUUCUGCAACCAUUCUUCUUAUUGUCCCAUUCAAGUAUGUUGCUGCCUUUGUUCUUUUUGAUCUCUUCACUCGGGAGCUCGAGUUCCGUAGGGAAAUGGUUAAGAAGUUCAUAACCUUUCUAAAGGAUCGUUGGGAGACAAUACCUGCAGCCCCUGUAGUUGUGUUACCUUUUGAAUAUGAUGAGUCAACAUCAACAAAUCGAAAGGAGAAAAUUAAUAAUAAAAGAUCAGAAAAAAGUUAAAAGUAGAGGCAUGCCUUGGAUAAUUUGUGACACAGAGAAAGCUUUGUAAAAGAAAAUGCCACCUUGUAAUUUUCAUUGGUCCACUUUUGUGUACGAUGAACGCUUUAAGGGUGAGAAUUACUCUUGUUGGCUCCAAGCAGCUUUCAUGCAGGUUAAAAAGGAAGGGCAUGGCUGGAUGUAGGGAGGCAGGUAGAGUUAUGUAGAAUUCAUAUUUAUUGAAAUCAAAGUAAAAUAAUACAAAGGUGCUUUCAAAUUUUCAUUGAAGGGUGGUGUCUUAUUCUGAACAUAACAGCAAGUAAUCCACCAAUACUUACCGAAUAGGUGACAACCAAUCUUUACAGAUCGUUAAGCUUUAUGGUCAAGAAUUAAGUUUGAUGCUGCACAUGUAAAUUUAGUCUGCUUGUGCCAUCUUGUAAGUUGUUGCCAACCCAAGUAAUAACUUAGUAAAUGUAUUUAGAGAAUUGCAGGAUACAACGACUAUAAAUGGUGGCCCUUCAAAACUAUUUGUACAGAAUGUUCUGUUCUAAAAUUGACUUUUAUUGAAAUUCCUUAGAGAACGAUAAAAUUUUACAUUUUCUGAGAAUUGUAAGCUUGUACUUGUGUUGAAACAUUCUACUAUAUGGAGGAAGGUGCCUUCAAAAAGUUCUCACCUUUUUUCUUUUCUUAAA